This is a messenger RNA of Saccostrea echinata, 1903 nucleotides long. RefSeq names its product threonylcarbamoyladenosine tRNA methylthiotransferase-like. The record is from RefSeq and is a predicted model, not a curated record. The transcript has 14 exons. The coding region runs from base 40 to 1686 and encodes 548 amino acids. NCBI's taxonomy places the organism in Eukaryota, Metazoa, Mollusca, Bivalvia, Ostreida, Ostreidae. Gene Ontology annotation, cellular component: endoplasmic reticulum. Gene Ontology annotation, molecular function: 4 iron, 4 sulfur cluster binding; tRNA (N(6)-L-threonylcarbamoyladenosine(37)-C(2))-methylthiotransferase activity. Gene Ontology annotation, biological process: tRNA methylthiolation.
GUGGUUUUAAUGGUUUGUGAUUAUGUUUUAUAGGUAACAAUGCCAGUUGCAGAUUCCUCUUUGAUUGAAGACAUAGAAGACAUUGUCAACAAGAACUCUUCUCCUGGUGAUGUUCGUCAAGAGAGUAAGAGACAUGUUGUCCCUAAAGCCAAACGAAUUCACAGACAAACCAAAGAGGAAGCAGUCCAUGCAGAUAGCAUCAUACCAGGAACACAGAAAAUAUGGCUGAAAACUUGGGGAUGUUCUCACAAUAAUUCAGACAGCGAAUACAUGGCUGGACAGCUGGCAUCAUAUGGUUACAAAAUCACAGAUAGCCGUGACUCAGCAGAUCUGUGGCUCCUGAACAGUUGUACUGUCAAAAAUCCAGCAGAGGACCACUUCAGAAACGAGAUCAAAAAGGCCAGAGAGAAACAGAAGAAAAUAGUGGUGGCUGGCUGUGUCCCCCAGGGUCAGCCCAGAGCAGACUAUCUUCAGGGUCUCAGUGUUAUAGGAGUCCAGCAGAUUGACAGGGUGACAGAGGUCGUGGAGGAGACAUUGAAAGGUCAUUCUGUGAGGCUGUAUGGUCAGAAAAAGCAGGAGGGUAAGAAAGUGGGAGGUGCAUCACUCAGUCUGCCAAAAAUUAGGAAGAACCCCCUCAUAGAAAUCAUAGCUAUAAAUACUGGGUGUCUGAAUCAGUGUACAUACUGUAAAACCAAACAUGCCCGAGGGGAGUUGGGUAGUUAUCCCCCGGAGGAAAUUGUUGCCAGAGCCAAACAGUCAUUUGAGGAGGGUGUAGUUGAGAUAUGGUUGACUUCAGAAGAUCUGGGUGCAUAUGGACAUGAUAUAGGGGUGACCUUGCCAGAGUUGCUUUGGAAACUUGUAGAGGUCAUUCCAGAGGGGGCCAGAAUGAGGUUGGGGAUGACAAACCCACCUUAUAUUCUAGAACAUCUUGAGGAGAUGGCCAAAAUCCUAAGGCAUCCACGAGUUUACUCGUUCCUCCAUGUCCCCGUGCAGUCAGCUUCUGAUAGCGUUCUCAUGGACAUGAAGAGGGAGUACUGCCAGGCAGACUUCAGACAUGUAGCAGACUUCCUGAAAGAAAGGGUACCUGGAGUCACUAUAGCGACAGAUGUGAUAUGUGGAUUCCCCACAGAGACAGAGGAGGAUUUUGAGGAGACACUAAAACUUGUAGAAGAGUACAAAUUCCCUAGUCUGUUUAUAAACCAGUUCUUUCCAAGACCUGGAACUCCUGCAGCAAAGAUGCCAAGAAUACCAGCUCAACAGGUUAAACAGCGAACUAAGAAGAUCUCUGAGUUGUUCCAUUCUUACAGACCAUAUGAUCACAAGAUCAAUGAAAUACAGGAGGUUUUAGUGACAGAAAUAUCACACGAUCAGCAGUUCUUUGUCGGUCACAACAAGUUCUAUGACCAGGUGCUGGUUCCUAAGGAUGAAGAUCUGAUGGGUAAGAUGGUAACUGUGCAGAUAAAAGAGACAGGGAAACAUUUCCUUAAGGGACGACUUCUGUCAGACAAGGAUGCCAUACGCCCAGAUGUUCCGCCUCCCUUAAAGAAAGGCCAGGUGUCAGGGGCACCUUCCCUAAUCCAGUCUGAGAAGAUCUCCAACCACAGUAUCGUCAUGGGCAUUUCUUUGUUAGCAGUGCUGAUAGCAGUGAUAUGGAGGUUCUAUAGCUUAGUUUUAGGAGCUACGUGAUGAUACAUACUAAAUGGACAGACUAGAACUAGAUUAUGUUUGUGUGUAAAGAAGUCCAUAUUUUAUUGUAAAAGACUGUGAUAUAUAGCACAACAACUUGCUGAUCCAGGGAAAGAAAAUCUGAGAAAAUCUGUUAGUGUCUGAAAGAGAAUUGUUCACAGGAUGUUGGAAUGUUUUAUAAAAGAAUAAAAUAGCUAAUUUUUGGUAUCUUAUGAAA